Messenger RNA from Venturia canescens, 6024 nucleotides. RefSeq names its product chloride channel protein 2 (gene ClC-a). The transcript is spliced from 11 exons. Gene Ontology annotation, biological process: transmembrane transport; chloride transport. Gene Ontology annotation, molecular function: voltage-gated chloride channel activity. Gene Ontology annotation, cellular component: plasma membrane. Bases 2319 to 5207 code for a protein of 962 amino acids. The record is from RefSeq and is a predicted model, not a curated record. NCBI's taxonomy places the organism in Eukaryota, Metazoa, Arthropoda, Insecta, Hymenoptera, Ichneumonidae.
UUAUUUCGAAUAGAAAACGAGUGGAGGGAGCGAUUCGUUAUUUCGUCAUUAGUUUUAUUUUUCAAUUACGUUUUUCCCCCAAAAAAUGCCUCGUUUUAUGAGUCAUUGGGGACUGACCGAAUGGGAUUUUAAGUGAAAAUGUUUGUGCAAUAUUCAUCAGAAGAAAUCAUGGAGAAAAUAAAUUUUCGAGAAACAUUUAUUUCUGUGUUGAUCUUGGAAUAUUCGUGUACGAUUCUUAUUUAUAAAUUUUCAUGCGAGUAAGCAUGACUCUUCCAUAUGCUAGUUUUGUCGUACUAUUUCCGGUCGAACGAGCCCGGGAAUGCGAAAUUCGCGGUGCAAGACGAAACCGAAAAUCUCGAUGUCAUAGGUUCGUUAAAAAAAUUGCACUCGCGUUUUGUUUUUGCUGAAAAGUAAGAAAAAGAAAAGCAGUGAAUGACGGUUUUCGUUUGUUCUGUAAACACCGAAAACGCGCUGUCUCGUUUUGGCAGGAAUCACCCGAAAAAAAUGACAAAUUUUUUCUUCCUCGCUCGUUUUGCAGUUAUUUAUAGAGAGAAUAGCUAAUUGUGUAGGCCCAAUUACUAAAAUUGGAUUAGGGGCCGAUUGCCCAGUAGGACGUGGUCGUUUCUGACGUCAAUUCGAAGCGUUCUAUGUGUAGCGCUGUUUCGCGCGACGACACCAAAAUUAAUAGUAACGAGAGAACAAAUUUUACGAGACUCCAAACUCCAUCGUUGCUGCGUGCGUAAACAAGCUUCGUUUGUUGACUCCAAAAAUCAGAUAACAUUCGAAAAGUUGUUUACACCGACGAAACAAACAUUCGAAAUUCAUUUGCCGGUAUCCAUUGACACUAAAACGUCACGAAGAAAAAAAAAUGUUUUCUCCUUUUGUGUUAAAUCGUUUGAGAAUUCUAGAAUUCUAGAAUCGCAUGAAAAGAUUUUUUAACAAAUGAUAAUACACCGUGAAGAAUUCGAACGCGUGUGAUAUUACCGACGCUCCUCGCAGUCAUCUGCUCGUUACCUUAGCAUAUUAUUUAUAUCCUAUACGACCCUUGAGGAGAGUCAUAAGUAAGUGAGUUGUGAUCGAACGCUGCCAAAACUCGAGGUAUCGGAAUAAACGUGGGAGAGAGAGACAGCGGAGUCAGUCAAAAGCGAGGUCUUAGCUCGAAGAGUACGUGAAAGCAGUGCCCGAAGGGGACUUGCUCGUGAUUUCGUUUAAUAACAGGAAAGUGAAUCCUUUAGCGCACGCGAUUAGUAAAACAUGAAAAACCUAACGGGACAAAGGAGAAUAAAAAGGGGCGUGCGUCUGAUUGCGGAUCCCCGUUGAAGCAAGUUCGAAUUUUGUCCAACGUGCUCGGGCCUUUCCGAUCAUGAAAAAGCCCCAAGAAAAUCAUGUACGUCAUUGUUAUCGUCAUUAUAAUACUGUAUUACGAGUUUCGUGUUGCCGAAUACAUCGUUGUUCGCAUGUUCGAUUAAUACCGAUUGUCAUAUCCUUGAGUUAUUAACACCGAAAAAGCGCCGUUGAGGCUUCCGCGACGAGAUUCGACGCAAUUGAAAAGUCAGCGGACAACAAACGGACCGAAAUCGUCGCAAAUGAUACGACGUCGAAAUCGCCCUUUCGACGUAAUCGCGAUAGAGAUCGAUCGUUGCGAUUGGCUCGAUCGAAUCUCGCGGAUCGGGGAUGCCAUGGAAAGAGACAGGCAGAAAGAGUUGGUGCAUAAACAAUAGUCUCCGCAUCUCCCCCGAUGCAAAGCCACAGUAGCUAGUGGUCUAAAAAUAAUGUUUUUCCAACUGUUGCCAAAUUUCGAUGAAUUCAACGAUAGAGCAAGACGACGAGGGCGAAGGCGAAGACGACGAAGACGAGGAAGGAGGCUGAGCCGAGAAGUGUGCGUGCAUCGGUCCUCGCAUCUCGUCUGAGUUUUAGAGUCGCCGAAACUUUCGGCGACGUCGGUCAGUUCGGCCUCGUUCAUAUAUAGACAAACGCCGAGCGCGCGAAUGAAUCCCGAAAGUGCGAUUGUAUCGCGAGAUAAACUUUUACGCGUAUUCCAACGAAUAAUAGCCUUCAAAAGCAACCGGAAAAAAAACCUUCUUUUCCCCUCGUCCCGAACUUGUACUCUCCUCCGCGCGACUUCUCGCCGUUUCUCGUGAACGAUUCUUCUUACGGAAAAUGUUAAAUGCACCCUCGACGAUCCCCAGUGGUCCGUGCGGCUUUACCGACGCCUCAGUUACCUGAGGAUCUUUAAAGUAUUUUUUCCAACUGUGGGAUUCCCCGGAUCCCGAGGAGCCGGGCUCUCGUCCACGCACCAACAGGAAUCCCCCAUUCUCAUGCCGGCCUCUUGCCUUAACAGGGCCUACUUCGUCUGUAACGAUGACUACGUUAUGUAUGGUCGGUACACGAAAGAUCUCGGUGAAUUUGCUAAAGAAGAAGCACGAAGGCUCAAAUCGCACGAGAAAGCGAGACGAAAGCUCGACAAGGUCAGGGCCGAGGAUCUCAGAAAAUCGAGACGAGGGCCGCUGUGCAAGAAGCUCGUCGGACUUCUCGCUUUCGCGUGGAAACACACAGGCGCAAGAUUGGGCGAAGACUGGGUAUUCCUCGCACUCCUCGGCGUCAUCAUGGCGUUGUUGAGUUAUUCGAUGGACCGAGGAAUUUCUAUGUGCAACAACGCCAGGAUAUGGCUGUAUCAGGAUCUGACGUCGCAUCCGGCGCUUCAGUAUCUCGCGUGGGUGUCACUGCCGGUCUGCCUGAUCCUGUUCAGUGCAGGUUUCGUGCACAUUGUAGCGCCGCAGAGUAUCGGUUCGGGAAUCCCGGAAAUGAAGACAAUACUGCGGGGGGUGGCUUUGAAAGAAUAUUUGACGUUUCGAACGCUGGUAGCAAAAGUGGUGGGGCUGACGGCGACGCUGGGUUCGGGUUUGCCGCUCGGGAAGGAAGGUCCGUUCGUGCACAUCGCGAGUAUCGUCGCGACUCUUUUGUCCAAGCUGGUUACGAGUUUCCAAGGGAUUUACGAGAACGAGAGCAGAAACUGCGAGAUGUUGGCAGCGGCGUGUGCGGUUGGCGUGGCCUCCUGUUUCGCGGCACCGAUCGGUGGCGUGCUCUUCAGCAUCGAAGUAACCACCGUUUACUUUGCGGUGAGAAAUUACUGGCGGGGUUUCUUCACCGCGGUGUGCGGGGCAACGAUGUUUCGACUGCUGGCGAUCUGGUUCCAACGGGAGGAAACGAUAACCGCUAUGUUCGUUACGAAUUUCACGAUGGAUUUUCCGUUCGACCCUCAAGAGCUUUUCGCCUUUGCUCUCAUCGGGGUCGGCAGCGGGUUGCUCGGCGCUUUCUACGUCUGGCUCCAUCGUCAGUACGUCAUUUUCAUGCGGAAAAACAAGAGCAUGAACAGUUUCCUUCAAAAAAAUCGAUUUCUCUACCCAGGCAUCGUUUCCCUUCUCGUAUCUUCCGUAUCUUUUCCCCUAGGGCUGGGUCAGUUCAUGGCCGGUGAUUUGAACACCCACGACCAGGUGCACGGACUGUUCACCAAUUUUACGUGGACCAAGAGCGACCUUAGCGUCGAAGAGAUGAGCGUCGUCAAGCACUGGUCGACCCCUAAUUCAGACGUCUUCGUCGGGCUUUUGGGCUUCGUUCUUUUCACAUUCGUAUUCUCCAUCAUAAGCUCGACGGUGCCCGUGCCUUCGGGUAUCUUCAUUCCAGUUUUCAAAAUCGGUGCUGCCCUCGGACGUGCCGUUGGCGAGGGGAUGGCCCUGUGGUGGCCAACGGGCGUUCGCUACGGUGGUAUCAUAACGCCGAUCAUACCAGGUGGAUACGCGACCGUAGGCGCAGCGGCCUUUUCCGGUGCAGUAACGCACACGAUCUCAGUGAGCGUCAUCAUAUUCGAGAUGACCGGUCAGAUAACUCACAUCGUGCCGAUCAUGAUCGCCGUACUGAUAAGCAACGCGAUCGCUGCUCUCCUACAGCCGAGCAUCUACGACAGUAUUAUAUUGAUCAAGAAGUUGCCGUAUUUGCCGGAUCUACUGCCUUCGAGCUCGGGCAUGUACAACGUUUACGUCGAAGAUUUCAUGGUGCGCGAUGUCAGGCACAUAUGGCACGGCAUAAGUUACGAGAAGCUCAAAGAAAUACUGAAAGAAAAUCGAAAAUUGCGAGGUUUCCCGCUGGUCGAUAACCCCGAAUCGAUGAUACUUUUGGGCUCGAUACAGAGGCUCGAACUAAUUAAAUUGAUCGAGAAGCACAUUGGUCGCGAGAGACGUCUUCAGGUUGCACAAAAAAUGCACAAAGAGGCUGAGGAACGAGCCAGAGAAGAGAUGGAAAAGCAGCUCAGAGAGCAAGAGAGAACUCGGAGGCCCUCGAGAUUCGAAGUCAUUCCGGCGCCGGAUAUCCUUAAAAUGCAACGCCAGAGCGUCAACGAUUUGUCCAUGACUCCUGGCAAUGGAGAAAACCCUACAUAUCAUUCGCCGAUUUUUGGUUGCCAACCCAAGAAGUCGAUAUUAAAGAAGACUAACUCGUUCACGCUCAAAGGGUUCAGCCCACUGGUCAGUCCAGCGGUCACUCCUUACACCACCGUCACCGGUGCCGAAAGCAGAAUUCGUCUCGCAUUCGAAGCAAUAUUCCGAAAAUCGGCUACCCUUCAGGACGUCGAUCCCGAUCCGGAGUUGGGCUCGGCUAACAACGUUGCAGUCACGAGACGAGAGAGCGUCGACGAGAUGAAUCCUCAGCCGCACCAUCCGAUGCUGUCCACCAGUUCGGUAACUUCGAAGAAGGUCCAACUGCCACGAGAAAGAGUGAUCGAUAUGUCGGCGGAAGACCAAAAACGGUGGGAGGAAAGUGAAAUGGCCCUGGAGGUUGAUUUUUCACGAUGCCACAUUGACCCGGCACCGUUCCAGCUGGUCGAACGAACUUCGCUCCUCAAAGUUCACAGCCUUUUCAGCAUGGUCGGUGUGAAUCACGCUUACGUCACAGCGAUCGGUAGAUUGGUCGGCGUCGUUGGUUUGAAAGAGUUACGUAAAGCGAUAGAAGAUGCGAAUUCGGGAAUUUUGCCGAUACACCAGGAGAUGCACGGGACGAUAUCGGAGUCGAGUUUGCCGCGAAGCGAAGUGGAGGAGCCAGCGGCAGAAGGGAAGCAAUCGACGGACAACGGUGGUGUAAUUGUGACAACAGCCUUGAACGCGACAAACACGGAGGAAACCGACGCCAUGGACGACAAGCUAGAAAAGGUCUGAGCCCUGAAAGCAGCUGCAUUGAAAAAAGUUACCAAACGCUACGACGAGAGACAAAAAAUGAACAAAAAAACGUGUAACAAAUUGUGAUAGUCGCGUCGCGAGGGGGUCGCGACGCGACCUGAUGAACGUGAAGUUUUACGGGACGCCAACGAAAGAAUUUUAAUUGUGAACAAAAGUAACUGAACACGAGCAGUGUGCAGACAAAAAAACCAAAUCGAUACGCUGAAGUUUUAUUUAGUAACGAAUCGCCUUUAAUUUAAGUAGAUAAUUGUUGUUAUUAUUAUUGUUAUCAAUACGCAUGAGAUGAAAGAGGAAAAGAAAAGAAAAGCGUAAUCUCGAGGAUCCCGUAUCGAUCUUGAAAAAUGGUUAAUGGUCGUCGCGUCAACGUUUUCAUGUACGUAAAUAUUUUUUAUUUUCAAUUUUGUGAAAAAAGGUUUGGUAAAUUCACAGUUUACUAGUGAUUUUCCGGGCCGGGCCUGCCAAUCGUUCAUUUUUACAUUCCAUCCGAGAACCCUUGACGACGAGGAUAAUCAUGAGAUUGUAGAAAAUAUGGAAGAAACGUGCGAUAAAACUCCAUCGAAAUUUCAUCUCGUUCUAUACAACACACGUGUAUAUAUUUACAUACAUAUGUGUGCGUGUGCGUGUAUAUUUAUAGCAAUAAAUAAAAUAAUGUCGUUGCGAUUGUUUUUAUCAAGCGCUGAGCGCGUUCCUCCUUCGAUGAUUAUUUGUAAAAUGCGUUGAUCGCCUCCUUUUCGUCACCUGUAAAUACUGUAAAUGCUCGAUAAAAAGACAUUAAAGUUAAUUUAUUCAAUUCGCA